Debaryomyces hansenii CBS767 is the source of this 8955-nucleotide messenger RNA. RefSeq names its product DNA-binding protein kinase (gene TEL1). Lineage: Eukaryota; Fungi; Ascomycota; Pichiomycetes; Serinales; Debaryomycetaceae. The record is from RefSeq and is a predicted model, not a curated record. Gene Ontology annotation, molecular function: protein serine/threonine kinase activity; protein binding. Bases 1 to 8955 code for a protein of 2984 amino acids. The transcript has a single exon. Gene Ontology annotation, biological process: DNA repair.
AUGGUAGACUCGAUAAGAGCGCACUCUCAUCACCAAAAUAAUUUAUCUAAGAAAUUAUCCAGAAUCCUCUUGCAUAUAUCAUUAAAUAAAAAGACCCAAUGCCGUAUAAUGUCAUCAUUCGACAUUAACAAACUUGUUUCAUGCUUACAAUCUACCAAGAUAAAAGACAGGAAUGACGGGUUGAGUCUGGUUGAAAACUUAUUAAAUUCAAAGUUCAAAUUAAAUCCAAAGCAAUUCGAUGUCUUGGUUAUUUCAAUGUUUACAUUGAUUGAAAAUGAACAGAUCAGUUAUUUAAAGAAUAAGGCAAGUAGUGCUGAAUUUAGAUUGUCCUAUGGUUCCAAUUGUCUCAAGUUGUUGAUAGAAAAAUCGUUGGAUUAUAAUCAAGAGUUACGGAAUUCUAAUAAACCUAUUAAGAUGAAAUAUAAAUUCUACAUGAGCAUCAUUCAUUCAAUACGGAACUAUUAUUUUAUUGAAGAUAAUAUAUUAGAACCUUGUGCAUUAGACUUUACUAAGAUUUUAUCGAGCAUCACAAGUCAAGGGUUCUUCAAGGAACAUCUAAAUUAUGAGGACUGGUUACAUAUCUACAACCUUCUUAUUAAACUGUCGAGCUUUAUCCUUGACGAGUUAACUAAGAUAAAUAUGCAUGAGAAAUUACUCGUUGAAAUAUUCACUUCACUUCAUUUUCUAAUACAAGCGGAUUCAUCGAUAUCAGUAAACUAUUUGCAAUUAGUAAGUUCAAGUGUUCCAAAUAAUUAUUUCAAACUACUAAAGAUUCUUUCCAAAACAUGUAACUUUUUUAAAAAGGAAAGCAUGCUUACGGUAUUGCUAUUCAAGAUUAUUAAUAAGUUGAUUAUUACAUUGUGCACGGAAAACUUUAAAUUUGUAAAUAAAUUGAUUCAAAUUUCAAUAAAAUUAAUGAUUUCAUUUCACCAAACACAAUUAGAUUCUUUACAGGUUCAAUUUCUUAUAUUCAUGAAUUUAUCUGCUACUCAUUCCUUCUUGAAUUUGCAUAAUUUUCCAAAACUAAUAGGUGAUUCUUCCAUUAUACUGGACGACCCGUUUGAUUCUCGACAAGAUAUUUCAAUACGAUCGAGUGAGGACUCAAGUAAAACCAACCAAUCCAUUGAUAGUAUUACGGAUGGAGAUAAUGAUGAAGUAAUUCUCUAUAAUGUUGGUAUACUUAUACAGAAUCUUGUUAGCAAGCUUUAUUCCUCAAAUAAUCAAGUCAAGUCGGAAGAUAUAAACUUUAUGCGAAAGCCUACUGAUGAUAAAAACUGGUUCAAGCUCCGCUCAAUCUACUUGAGGGUAUCUGAAUAUGAUGAGCCUGAUAGUCUUCAGCCUUGGUUAUUUAAUGCUGGUUUAUCGAAAUUUAUUAAUUCAUACUUUGAGUUCAAAAAAUCAUUGUACGAACAUAAUACAAUUAAUUCACUCAAUACUUUUAAUGCAUCUAUUGUGAGGUCUGAUUCGAUUCAUCAAAAUAAACGUCAAAAGCUAAAUAUACUAAGUGAAGCAUUGUACCAUUCAAAUAAUAUUCUAGAUUUUUGUAAUAAGCUCAUUAUUGACAAAACCGAUUAUAAAGUACAACAGACAGGAAUGCAAAUCUUGACAUUCUAUUUAGAGGUAUAUUCGCCCAGGGUUGAAAUAAGUCCUUUGAGAAAUAUAACAAGCAAUAAUGAUGUUAAGUUAAGUGGUAGUUCCAGUACAAAAAAUAGUAGUAUAUUAGACAUGAGUGAUUCAACGUUACUUAAUUCGACAUUCGAUUUUCCGCUUACAACUAAUGAUUCAGAAUCACAAUUCAAUGUUAAUUUAAUUUUCAAAAAUGUUAUCAAUGCUUUUGAUACUGAUGAGUUAAAUUACUGGUCAUUGAUGGCUACUAGGGCUAUUAUAUAUGAUUCUUUACAACGUCUGAUUAAAAUUGAAGAAAAAUAUUUCUUCCAGUUGCUUAAAAUUGCAUUACAACUCAUUAAAAACAAAGAAGUAUCAAGGAUUUCGUGCAGUCUUGUUUAUUCAAUCAUCAGUCGUCAUUCAAAUGAAGGCUUGAAUAAAAUCAUGGAGAAAUCUUUAAUUAUCCAAAUUGAUAAUCUCAUAGAUUUAUCUGAAAUCAGUGGGCCUUUCUCUAUUUGUGAGGAGAGCUUUCAGUUGUGGUAUUCAAUCAACAAGCUUGUUAGAAAUAUUAACCUUGCAAGAAAUUUCAUAUUAGCGGAGAGAAUACAAGCCUGGCUUAUCUCGAAAUGGGAUAUAGCUGCAAAUAUUAAUAUCGGGUUCUGGUAUUCUAACCCGAGUUCACAUUUUGAGUUUGUCAACUUCAUAUGUUGGUUAUGUGGUAUCAAUAUCGAGCAAAGCAAUCAACAAAAUUUAUUGGACUUGUAUUGUGGUGUUUUAAAUGAAGCAAAUAUCUUUAUGAAUUCAUACAAUGAGCUAGAAGUGUUUUUUUUGAAUAAUUGUAACGUUCGUGAUAAUACAUCUUCGUGGAUUGAGAUUGAUAUCGACAACUUAUCUGAAAAUAAGACUAGUGAUGAUCUUUUAAUUCGAAUAAUUGAGACUGGUAAAAACUAUCUUAAAGAGGAACUGGUAUCUGUUGAAGCAUUUGAAUGGGCAAUAUUAGAAUUUAGAAUAGUCAGGUUAUUAAAGGACCACGAUAUUCAUAAUCAAUUAAUUAACUCCAUACAAUAUCAAGCAUCUGAUUUGCUUGAAUGUAUUAAUGUCAUGAAUGCUACAUCGAAUAUUUCUGAUUUUAUAAAAGUGCUAAGCAGAACCAACUUCAUGUUAAUGAAAGGUGGUUCUAUUGAAAUUAUUUCUACGAGUUUCGAAUUAGGCAAUUUUUUUGAUAAGAUUUCAGGUAAUGGACUAAUGUACAAUGCGAAUCAGAGGUUAUUACAACAAGAUCAAUGUAGUAAUAAUGAUAAUAUUGAUAUGUUUCAUGAUGAAUUCACCUCGACCAAUGAACCGAAAACUAAUUUUCAAACUGAAUCUAAAUCGACUAUAUUAAAUUGUAUCAAUUUAGGAUACGUAGAUGUCAGUUGUGUUCAAGCUUUAAAAUGCCUUUUGAUUAGGAAUAAAAUUCAAGGAGAUAGCUCAGUCAAGACAUUCGAUCUUAUUGUGAAAUUUCUUGAAUCUUUACGGUCUCCGGAAGUGCUUUACUGUCUUUUCUAUUUAUGUAGAUUACUUGAGAGUGGAGAUUUAGAACGUUCAGAAAUACCCAUUGUAUCUUGGACAAGAAUUAUAAGAAUUUUGGGAGAAGGUCCCUUAACAAAUUUUGAUUUAGAACGAGAUGAAUUAACUAUUAUAAUCGUUUCAAAACUACUAACGAUUCUGUUUCCUAUAUGGCACGAUAACCCUGAUGAUGCUUUCAAAAAAGAUUGUUUGGAUAUGUGUUCCUGGUUAUUGCAAUGUGGUACUAAGAAUUUGAUAUUAACAGAAGCUUCAUGUAUUGAAUUUUUGAUUUUCAUGAUUGCUUAUUCAAGAUACAAUAAUCAAACAAUUAUAGAGAAUAAUGAAAUUAAAUCGUUAUUCAUUAAGACAUUUACGAAAUCGACGAAUAAUAUAAAAAUUAAAAUACUCCCCAGUUUGGUUAACUAUUUAAAAUCAAUAUCUGUUACUGAUCAGAUGGCCAUUUACAAGGAACUCUUUCUUAAUUUUGAUACACCCCAACAGUCAAUUGAAACAUGCGGUACUUUCUGUUUAUUCUUUUGCAUCUUAUCGGAAGCAUCGAUACAAGUGACAAUAGCUGUGAUCUUCAAUUUUAUGGAGUAUUCUAGGUUUGAAUAUUUUUUGCCAUAUAUAAAAGGGGCCUUUUCCCUAAUAUAUAAAAGGUUGAAUUUAAAAUCAACGAAGGAGUUAUUUAAUUUAUUCAAGUAUGAAAUACUAAAAUCUUGGUGGAGUUAUAAUUUUGAUAUUAAGCAAUUUCCAUAUGACUUGUUCGAUUAUGAUGACAUAUCAAGCUUUCUCUCAUCUAAUUGCAAAGAAUUGAUUGCAGUCUCAAUCUCCAAUGCUAAUAAUUCUAAUUCUGGUUUCUUGGAAAUGAUCUCUUCUGUUAAGGAGACAGAUCUUGCAAGUCUUGUUUUUGAUAGUUUGACCUUGGCAAUACCAUUGGCAUAUACCAGAGAAGGCAUUAGAAAUGAUAUGUUUAAGAAGUUAUCAGAUAUAUUAAAAGAUCAAUAUCGACUUCAAAUGAAAGAAAAGGUAACCACAAUCAUAUUUGAAGUAAUUAAGUUUACUGACAUGUCAAACGAGAAAUAUAUACGAGAUUUAGGGCCGAAGAAUGAGGUUACAUUACAACUUUUUAAAAACAAUUCCCAAAUUUUGGAAACUCCAGGACUGGUAUCAAUAUCACUUCAUUCAAGUCUAGAUCUCAUAAGGGGUCUAGUUGAAAAAUACAGUGUGAAUCCUAAAUCUUUCUGGCAGGUGAACGUGUUAUACUUCUUAUUUCGUCAUAUUUCAAUAAUCCUUCACAAUUCAGUCAAUGUGGAACAAAAGUUAUUAUGUUUGAGAAAAUUUAAGUUGCUUAUUAUUUUAGGACAUAAAAACAUAUUUCUGCUCCAAUUAGCAAAUCUUUUGAUUACUACAUUAUCUCCUUUCUUAAAGGAAUCGGAUCUUCAUGAGGAUGUUGCAAACAUUUUGUCUAUAUUUCGUAUCCAAAAGCUAGGCAAAUAUGACGAAUCUGAAUUUUUGCCAUUCAUAGUGAAACUAGUUUCUUGUUUGGUUGAAGUAGAUGGUACCAUAACUUCUAUUAACCUGCGUCUUUUAAAAACACUCGAGGAAUACGUAACUCUUUCAAAUAAGAAUAGAAAAGUUCACGUAAUUCUCCAAGCGAGUAUGAACGUCUUAAAGUCAAAGCCGAUUGAAUUGACAUCAUCUGAUAUUGAAUUCUUUCUAAAUGAUGAGGCAGAAUUAAAACUUUGUACAAUGGGUGUAAGCAAUAAACAUGUCAUGAAAUUGGUAUCACUGAUAUUCAUGAUUGUCGAAUUUUAUGAUGAAACCAGGUUACACGAAAAUGUUGUAAAAUUAUUAUUGAAUCAAAAAGAUACUCAACAAUCCAAGAAAUUUAAAUUAUGGAGUGCCGAAUAUUUAGCCAACUACUAUUUGAAUGGAGGAUUAAAUAAUAAAAUAUCUCAUAUUGUUUCUCUAGUCGAGAAUGAUACACUUUUAGAAGAUACUUUUGAGAGUGAUAUAUCCAGCAUGGAUAACAUUUUGAAUGAAAUUUUACGAUAUAUUGUAUCUGAUAACUUAGAAAUUGCAGCGUGUGCAGAAUCUAUAUUAGGAGUUUUAAUCUGGAAAUUUAAAACCAGAAAAUCAGAUGUCCAGAAAUUUCUAAAUUUUGAUAAGCAUGAAAAUGAUUAUGCACUGUUCAUUGUUCCCUUGGAUUUCCACUCUUGUAUUUUACUCAACUCUAAUGAUGAUGAAUUGCGCAUCCUUGGACACUCAAUAAAAGAAAUAAUUUCUAAUUUGGGACAAUCUUUAGAGGGCAUACUGUUCGAAACAUGGACGAGUCGUUUAUUUUUAUCGAUUACUCAAGAGUUGGCAAAAUUUACUAGUAUUGCCCCAUUAUUUUCAAGUUUUGCUACUAAAGUUGACUCUUUUUCGAAGACUGUAUUGCCUGGAUUUAUUUGCUACUAUUUGAACACUACUGGAAAGGAAGGAGCACUGCAGGUGAUAAAGCUUCUAUCCGAAUUCGCUAAACUACGAUCGUAUGAAUCUGACUUCAUUGAAUUGCUUAUGCAAAUAUUAUUGAAAAUCAGAAUUGGCGCAAAGAAAUCAAUUCCUAUAUUUAUGGAGGUUUAUCUGAGUUUGAAUAUAAACUACUUUUAUGAAAUUGCUGCAAAACACAAAUAUUUCAAGACUGCAUUAAUGUUAUUUGAGGACGAUGUGAGCAAGCAUGAGAAACAUAUAGAUUGGCUGAGCAAUUCGAGGCUCCUAUCUAAUAUUUAUGAGUCGAUUGACAAUGAGGAUUUGAUCUUUGGUUUACCUGAAGAAACAUCCUUAGAGUAUGCUAUCAAUAUGAUAAAUAGAAGAAACGAAACCUCAGAUCAAUUAAAAUUUGAUAGCGGCUUAUUUGAUACAAAUAUUUCUUUCGACUUGGAAAGAAGAAAUACUGGAAUUCUCAAUUCCAUGGUUCGUAAUGGAUUUCUAGGCGUUUCGAAACUAGUCAGCAAGAGCUUAAAUAAUGUCGAUACAAACAAUGCAAGUUUUGAAUGGGCAUGGAAAUUGAACUGUUGGGAUAUUCCAUGCCCGAGAGAGGCAAAUGAAGAGCACCAGCUUAUCUAUAAAACAUUGAAGCAAAUCCACGAUUACCCUAGUUUUGCAAGCGAAUCAUGUCAGGAAUCAUUAUUGCAAACAUUGCAUAUUAAAGAUGCCAUAAUCAAUUGUUGUUCCAGCCCAAAAGAACUCCGAUUGAAUAUAGAAAGAUGGCUAAUUAGUUUGACAUGCAUUUCCAAUAUCAGAGACGUUUUACGCUAUAAAGAAUCUGACUUUAGAAUUCUGCUACACGAGUUCUCUCAACGUACAGAUUGGUUUGAACAGGCAGAUUUUGAUAUGUCUGAAAAUAUACUUCUAGCAAGAAAGGCAGCUCUUCAAAUUACAGGUGAUUUAUCUUCAGACUGCAUGCUGCUUAAAAAAGAAAGCAUCUGGUUAUGCGUGUUACAUGAUUUAAUUAGAUACAAUUCUAUCGCAAUUAUUGCGAAGGAGCUGCAAAAACUGGUUAAUUCAAUCGUUAUGAUAAAUGAGAUCUCCAAGACUAAGUUUUCCGAGUCAGAUCAUUUGCUCAGAGAUAGUAUCAGCCAGCUAACAAAGUAUCAAAUAGCCCGAACUCUUUGGCAACAAGGGCAUACUAGCAUUCCUGUUAUAAUGUUGAAAGAACUGCAACAAAAUGAGGCUAUUAAUACUUCUAUCAGUAGUAUGAAUAUCACACCCAGUUUGAUUAAUGCAAAUUUAGUUGAUUGGAUGUCUAAUUCGAGGCAGGAUUUGGCAUCAAAUAUUAUGGCAAAAUAUGUCUUGCCUACAGCUGAUAUGGUAACAUAUGUCAAAGAAUUGGAUCAAAAAGCUAAGGUAUAUGAGAUUUUAGCAAAUUUCUGUGAAACUCAGUUCAGAUCUCUUAGCUUGAAUGACCAUGUUUAUAAGCUCGAAAAGCUGGUUGAUUUAAAGAAAUCUGAGAUCGAAGAACUAAAAUCACAUUACAGCAGGAUGCCAGUUGCAGCUGACGAGAAGAAAAAUGCUCAACGGUACUAUUCGAAAUUAAAAGCUCAAUACAUUGGAGAGCUAUCUGAUCUAAAUUCCUUGAAAGGAAGUAUAUGUGAAUUUUCUGACAAGGCUGUUGAGUUCUAUUUGAAGAGUAUAUUAACUGAUGGCGAUAAUGAUGAAAACUUAGAUAAAUUUUUUGCUUUAUGGUUAGAGCAUUCAAAUAAGGAUGAUUUGCAUGUUUCCAUUUCCGAUAAUGUUUUGUCAUUGCCGAAUCACAAACUAAUCAGUUGGUCAACCCAAUUAAUAUCCCGUCUUUCCAGUGAACCGUCUAAAUUUCAAAACUUAUUAAAGUCUUUGAUUGUAGGUCUAUGUUAUGACCAUCCAUAUCAUUCAUUGUAUGGUUUGAUAUCUUUGAAAAAGCAUGAAUCAUAUGCAAAUAAGAGUUCCAAUGUACUCCUUAUCUCAAAAUCUGUGGCCGCAACUGAUAUCUGGCAACAACUUCUUACACGAGGUGACAAUAAAAUUAACGAAAUACUUCUUAAUAUUGAGAAGUUUUGCAAUGAAUCGAUCAAACUUGCGGAAUAUAAAGUAUCCAAAGGAAAAUCAAUCCAGUUGGACAGUUUAAAAAUUGGUAAUUACUGGCUUCAAGUCUUACCACAUAUUCCGCCUCCGACUAUAAAUUUGCCUGUGGAUUUAUCAACUAGAUAUAACAAUGUGAUAUAUUUCGAUAGAGUUGUCCCUAAAGUUAGCAUUGCAACAUCCGGUCUAAGUUUACCAAAAAUUGCCACAUUCUAUUUGUCUAAUGGCUCGGAACAUAAAGUUUUAUUGAAACAUGGAACUGAUGAUUUACGUCAAGAUUCAAUUAUGGAACAAGUAUUCGAAAAGGUUAACAAUAUUUUCAGGAAAGAUAAAGAAACUAGGAAACGUGAAUUAAAGGUUAGAACGUAUAAUGCUGUUCCUUUGGGUCCUGAGACUGGCAUAAUUGAAUUUGUACCCAACUCCAUAGCAUUAAUUGAUGUUAUUAGGCCAUAUCAUUCCAAAAUUGAUACUUUGAAGGCAGAUAAAGCGAGAGAUUUAAUGAAAACCUGUCAAUCUGAAGACAAAACUGAGAGAUAUAAGACUUAUGACAAAAUAAGCAAGAAAAUAUCUCCAGUUUUAAAAUAUUUCUUCUUCGAUAAUUAUGUUGCUCCCGAUAUCUGGUUUGAUACUAGAACUUCAUACACCCGUGGGAUCGCCACAACGUCUAUGGUGGGUCAUAUAUUGGGAUUGGGUGACAGGCACUGCAAUAAUAUCUUAUUAGAUAAAACCUCUGGUGAGCCCAUUCACAUUGACUUGGGUGUUGCGUUUGACCAGGGUAAACGAUUACCAAUACCCGAGACUGUACCUUUCAGGCUAACAAGAGAUAUUGUGGAUGGUUUUGGAAUUACUGGGGUCAAUGGCGUUUUUGACAAGUCCUGCGAACACACGUAUAGAGUCUUGCGACAAAAUAAAGAUCAUAUUCUAGCAAUUUUGGAUGUAUUACGUUGGGACCCUUUGUAUUCUUGGAGUUUGUCCCCGAUAAGAAGAAAAAAAUUGCAGAAUGAAGGUGAUAGAAAUGAAGUGGGUAACUUGAAGCCACAAGAAGACGGUUCGGAAGGUGGAAGAGCGGUUUUAAUGGUUUCAGAUAAACUAACUGCAGGGGGUUUAAGCGUAGAAGCGAUAGUUAGAGAACUUGUCCAAGAGGCAACAAGUCCCCACAAUUUGGCCUUGAUAUACUGCGGAUGGUGCCCAUUUUACUAA